Molecule: messenger RNA, 528 nt
Organism: Talaromyces amestolkiae
Lineage: Eukaryota; Fungi; Ascomycota; Eurotiomycetes; Eurotiales; Trichocomaceae
Exons: 3
Coding region: 1-528 (175 amino acids)
Cellular component (GO): membrane
Source: RefSeq, a predicted model, not a curated record
AUGGCCGUCCUACAAUCAACCCUCUCCCGGCCCCUGCUCCUGGCCACCCGAACCCUGCAAUGGGUCAGCUCCGUCAUCGCCAUGGGUUUCUACGCCUACUUCGUGCACCGCCAGCACCAUGGUGUACACAUCAUUUUCAACCUGGUCAUUUCUGUCCUCUCGGUGGUCUUCUUUAUCCCCGCAUUCCUGUCGCCAUUCAGGUCGACCUUGCUCAGCAAGUGGGUUGUUAUAAUUGACACGAUCUUCUCCUACCUAUGGUUGACCGCCUUCAUCUUCGCUGCCCAGAGCUACAAUUACGGCGACGUCUAUUUCAUUGCCCCCUUCGGUGUCAAGGUAUCUGUGAAGCAUGCUGCCGAGGCUUUCACUUUCCUUGCUUUCUUCUUCACCCUCGUCGGCCUCGUCACCGAGACUUUGACUCGCUGGAGUGACGCUGACCAUGAGCCUGUGGUUCGCGAAAAGCACAAUGCCGCCGACACUCGCGCUCCUCUCGAUGCGCCAGCCAACACUACUGGCACUGCUGCCGUUUAA